Molecule: messenger RNA, 2537 nt
Organism: Sitodiplosis mosellana (orange wheat blossom midge)
Lineage: Eukaryota; Metazoa; Arthropoda; Insecta; Diptera; Cecidomyiidae
Product: homeobox protein unplugged-like
Exons: 4
Coding region: 364-1665 (433 amino acids)
Biological process (GO): regulation of nervous system development; regulation of transcription by RNA polymerase II
Cellular component (GO): nucleus
Molecular function (GO): DNA-binding transcription factor activity, RNA polymerase II-specific; RNA polymerase II transcription regulatory region sequence-specific DNA binding
Source: RefSeq, a predicted model, not a curated record
AUAAUUAUAUGAUGAUCCACAAUCGAUUUCUGACACAUGACAUUUUCUUUGUUUGCUAGAUUGAUAGUCGCAUGGAUAGGAUGCAAGCCAGUGCCAACAGUGUCCGUUAAGAAUCAUUUAAUACAGCUAUCGAUGGCAAAUAAAUUGGCAAGUGAUAAAUUGAUGCUUAUGCCGAACUGAACGAGAUUUAUUGUGAAUUUAAUUGACAGUGAUUGAAGUGAUAGAGAUAGAUAGAUAGAGAGAGAGAGAGAGAAAGAGAAAAAAACAGAACAUUUUGGAUUUUUUCAUUGGAUAAUGUUCGAUUUUUGAAUGUAGUUUUUGUGUUUGGCAUCGAAUUUGUAAGAAAAUAAAUAAAAAAAGGAAAUGGAUCAGCCAGUUGAGUGUAAUCAAGCGGCGGUUGAAGUAAGCCAACCGGCUGACUUAUCUUUGACACGCAUCCCAAAAUGUCCAAAACCAUUUUCAAUUGAAAGUAUUAUAGCGACCAAUGAUAAUAAAACACUAGACAUUGAACGGGGUGUAUCGCCAAAUCAUGAAAAAAUCCCCAAUUCCAGUGUCUAUUUCCCGUCGAAUGUUUCAAUGGCUGCAGCAGCAUCUCUGUAUAAUCCCUGGUUUCACAACUAUUUUAUGCAACAACAGAAAGCGGCUGGAAAUGUCCUCGAAAUGAUGCAAUUGAAUCCGGCUAAUCACAGUGUGAUCAAAGAAAAAUUCACCGAAAUAUUCGCAAACAAUUCGUUAGCCGUAGAGAAUCGACACUUUUUAUCGGCAGCCGAUCACGAUCGAAAUGCACUACCGAUUGCAUCACGAUCAAUAGAACAAUAUUUCGGCAGUGUGGAUAAUAUCCACGAAAUGCGAUUCAACGAAAUGAUCUCCAAUACAAAUAAUGACUAUUAUAAACAUUUAAACUCGUAUGGCAUCAAUCGUCUCAGUCAACCCAGUGAUAAUGGGGAACAAUGUAACAGUCAAUUAAUAAAUGGUGAUGAUCACAAAAGUGAUAGAGACCGAUUCGACGGACACAUUAGUGAUUAUGAGAAAAGUGCACGGAAUGAUGACAGUGGGCCAGAUGAAAAUGUCGAUGACGAUGUGGAUAGUGAUUGCAAUAGUGAAAUUAGUUUGGAUAUGUCACCCGACGGCGACAACAAUACACAAGAUCAAUUCGAUAGUGACUGUUCGGGUGAGGAUGCUGCCAAUGGAUCUGGUUCACAUCGGACUGGGUCGAAGCAUAAUUCCAAAUCGCGACGAAGACGAACCGCAUUCACAUCGGAGCAAUUAUUAGAAUUGGAACGGGAAUUCCAUGCCAAAAAGUACCUAAGCCUUACCGAACGAAGUCAAAUUGCAACGAGUCUUAAACUGAGCGAAGUUCAAGUGAAAAUUUGGUUUCAAAAUCGUCGCGCGAAAUGGAAAAGAGUUAAAGCGGGAUUAACGUCGCAUGGGAUAAGCAGAAGUUCGGGUAAUAAUUCGGGUUCCACAAAAAUUGUCGUACCAAUACCGGUGCAUGUGAACCGAUUUGCAGUGAGAUCACAGCAUCAGCACAUGGAAAAAAUGGCAUUGUCUGGUCCAAAACCAAUCCUAGGAAAAAAUAUUGGCAGCAAUAAAUUUGAAAAAAUCGGCGGCUUCGAACGAUUCAAUAUUUUACAAAAUUCACUAAAAAAUGUGCAAACUACAUAAAAGAUAGUGUGUCUAACGAUAUCAAAUUAAAUUAUUCAAUUUGAAAACGAACCGACAAAGAAAAAAGUAAUCGAUAUCUAUUUUGUUUGUUUGGUUUUCAAUUGACCUCGUUAUAAAAAUCAUCAAUUUUCAACACCAACGUUUUCUGUUUCCUUUGUCGAUUGGCUGAACGGAUACAAAAUAGAGAAACAAUUCCUUUGGUAGUGAGCAUUAAAAAAAAUGUCCAAACUCAGAGAUACAGUCAUUGGAUGAGUGGAUAAAUGGAGUCAUAUCAAUUGUAAAUUAUUUAGAACUUAAUGGAAUUCAUCUGCCAAAUUUUGUAGAAUAAUUUUUGACCUGCUGCAAACAGUGUGCUUGUGCCAUAUCAGAGCAUUUCAAGCUGGCUAAAACGACGAAAUAAACCACCGAACCAUCAACGUUUCCGAUAUUUGUUUCUUUUUCGUGCACGAUCUCAAUAUCUCAAUAUAAGAACACCACAACACUUUGAUUUUUAGCAAUUGCAGUAAAUUCAAGUGAACCGAAAUACACAUUUAUGUGUGAAUAUACAAUACUCUUGUUUUCAAAUCAGUAUUUUUUUUCUCUCUGUGUUGAUUCAAAUGGAUUUAUAUGCUAUUUUACAUAAUUUCCCUUUAUUUUGAAAAUAUUUCAACGUUGAGUUUUCUUGUCAUGGAAUUCGCUCCAACUUGAAAUAAACGAAGAGAUGAUGAUAACAUUUUUUUUUGUCGGUUACAAAGCACCUCUUGGAACAAAUUGUUUGCAUGCGCAACAACACAAAAAUUUUAAUGUUUUCUUUCUUCUACCGUAUUUUUAGUGAAUAUAAUUUAAAUUGUCAUAAGUAAUACUGAGAGAAUAAAGCAUAAAAAUCACCACAA